Messenger RNA from Lethenteron reissneri (Far Eastern brook lamprey), 16368 nucleotides. RefSeq names its product arginine-glutamic acid dipeptide repeats protein-like. NCBI's taxonomy places the organism in Eukaryota, Metazoa, Chordata, Hyperoartia, Petromyzontiformes, Petromyzontidae. Gene Ontology annotation, cellular component: nucleus. The record is from RefSeq and is a predicted model, not a curated record. Gene Ontology annotation, molecular function: sequence-specific DNA binding; transcription corepressor activity; chromatin binding. Gene Ontology annotation, biological process: regulation of DNA-templated transcription.
GCAGCAGUCGCCUUUGUUCUCAGGGGCGAGUGGCCGCCGCCGCUGCUGCUGUUGCUGCCGUUUUGCUGCCUUUGCCGCUACCUCCACCGCCGCUGUUUGGCCGGGGGUCGCUCGGCGAUUAUCGGCGGCGGGGAGAUUUGCACAGAGAUCGGAGGCGGGGGGGGGGGGUCGUCACUCGACGGACGGCUGGAGAGAGAGGCGGCGGCGGCGGCGGGCGCGUGUUUUUGGCCGAGCCGACGUGCGCGUCGAGACGAGGGGGGUGGUGGUGGGGAGGGAGGAAGGAGGAGGCCACGGUGGCGGCGACGGAGCCGCCGGGUGAGUUGUGGAUAAAUCGGCACACCGACUGACACAAGCGCUCCGACUACACGACAAAAAGCAACAACGAUACCAACAACGACAAGAACUGGGGCCAAGAGCAUUUACUUGGGCACACAGGAGCUGACAAGUAAUAUUUACAGAAGGAAACAUUGGAGAUGUUGAGCUCAUUGUUAUGACAUUAAAGUUAACUUGAAUUUAUACGACCUUACAAUCACGUGAAUUUUUUUUUAAUACAGCUUAAGAAGGCUUAAAAAAUAUUUUAAGAAGAUAUAAAGUAAAUGGAAUCGUUAUACAAGCCGAUCAUAAGAUGUAUGGCAGUUGAAUAACACGACAGUAUUUUAACAUUAGUUUUGUAAUAAGGUGCUAAAUCUGCACGAACAAAGGCUGAAAACAAAAACCACCAUUACAAACAUCUCCAGCGCCAAGUGUUUUAAGCACUGAGUCUACACCUCACUUGCGACAAACUCUGCACAAAUGUGACUCGGAGGCAUAACAGUCACAAACACAUUUAAGCAUUUUAGCUCAACGUGAAGACAAACCCUCGUUUGCCCUAUCGAUUUCAAAACUCGAUCGAAAAAUCAUUGUACUUCUGGCUUCUUUUUGGAUGCACCGUAGGGCCCGCCGACACGUGCGUUUUUGGCCCCGUCUCGGUAAAUAAUUGCGAGCCAUCGAGGAAAAAUAGCGGAGGCGGGGAGCGGGGGAGGUGCGCCGGUGAGCCGCCCUCGGUUGACCGUGUGCCUAUCGCGGCGCGCUAGCGGGCCCUCGGCGCGUGCCGCCGGCGGGGGGGGGCAGCCCCCCUCAUCGCCACUGCAGCAACUGCAGCAGCAGCAGCCCCCUCCGGCCGCCGCCUCCUCCUCCUCGUCGGCCUCGUCCGGCGGAAAGAGGGGCGGCUCGGCGACGUUCACGCACCGCCGGCAAGGCUCGUGGACCAUCAUGGCCUCCUCACGGUCGUCGAGUGACGGGCACGCCCCGCCCGCCACUGCCAACAACGCCACCGCCGUGCAUUGUGGGGGGGCCCCGGUGCACUGUGGGGGCGGUAGCGGGCGCAGAAGGCGGAGCUGCACGGUGGACGGCGGUGGGGGUGGCAGUGCUGGGGGCGGGGGGGUGGUGACCGGAGUGAGCGGCGGAGGAGGAGGAGCUGACAGUGACUGCGUGGACGAGGAUGAGAUGGAGAAGGAGAUGGCAGGCCUCCCUGAUGAGGGCCGGAAGUCGAAGCCUCGGAAGUCGGCGAAGAGGAAACCUCGAUUCCAGAGGAACGACAACGGAGACAUCGCCACGUACACGACGGAUGACGCCACCAUCUACCAGCCUGGAGACUGCGUGUACAUAGAGUCGCGACGGCCAGACAUCCCCUACUUCAUCUGCAGCAUCCAAGACUUCAAACUUAGCAAGAGGGACCACCUCAUGAUGAACGUCAAGUGGUACUACCGGCAGUCCGAGGUGCCGGACUCAGUCUACCAACUACUAGUCCAAGACCGGCACAAUGAGAACGAUUCUGGCCGGGACCUAGUGAUUGUGGACCCCGUCAUCAGGAGCCGGGAACUCUUCAUAUCGGACUGCAUUGACACGUACCACGCGUCGGCACUCCGGGGUAAGUGUGGCGUGUCGCACUUUUCGGACAUCUUUGCUGCAAAGGAUUUCAAAGCAAAGUCCGACACAUUCUUUUACAUCCUCGGAUACAACCCUGAGACGAGGAGGCUGAACAGCACCCAGGGAGAGAUCAGAGUUGGACCAAGCCACCAGGCGAAGCUGCCGGAGCUGCUGGUUCCCCCGGGUUCACUGGUGCCGGACUCUGAAAGUGGCGGCGAGGGCACUGCGUUCGAGGAGCGCGUCUGGAUCCCCGGCAUCUCCGACUGCGACCUCAUCAUGUACCUGCGAGCGGCGCGGAGCAUGGCUGCCUAUGCGGGGAUGUGCGACGGGGGCCUCACAGAGGACGGAUGCCUCGCUGCCUCGAGGGAUGACACGACUAUCAACGCUCUGGACGUGCUGCAUGCAAGCGGCUAUGACCGGGGCAAGGCCUUGCAAACACUGCUGCUCAAGCCAUUCCCUCGCUCCGUGGACAAGCGCUGGAGUGACGAUGAGACUAAACGUUUUGUGCGUGGGCUCAGGCAGUUUGGGAAAAACUUUUUCCGCAUCCGCAAAGAGCUGCUGCCUCACAAAGAAACGGGCGAACUCGUCACAUUCUACUAUUACUGGAAGAAGACACCCGAGGCGUCACACUCGCGCCCGCACCGCCGUCACCGCCGCCAGGCCGUGUUCCGCCGCAUCAAGACCCGCACCAUCCCCACGGCAACGCCCCCAGCGAGCCAAUCACGGCCGCCCUCCAGCGAGUUCUUGGAUCUGAGCUCUGCGAGUGAGGACGACUUUGAUAGUGAAGACAGUGACCAGGAGCUGCGUGGUUACGCCUGCAGACAUUGCUUCACCACCACGUCGCGCGAUUGGCAUCACGGCGGGCGCGACCGCCUGCUGUUGUGCUACGACUGCCGCUUGUACUUCAAGAAGUACGGGGAGAUGCCGCCCAUUCAGCACCAGGCACCACCGCCGCCGUUCAUGUUCAAGCCCGUGCGGGACGACGACGCCACCGCCCCUAACAACCAGGGGCCCGGGGUGCCCGGCAGUGCAGGCGGAGGCGCUGCGACUCCUCCCGUUGGAAAACACAGCAUGCGAACUCGACGCAGCCGAACAUCCGCCCGUGCUCAGGCUGGGGAGCCAACAGCGGACGACUCCCGCGCGUGUGGCCGCACAUCGCCUGGGGCGACCAGCACGGACAGCACGGACCUCGACAAACACAGCAAGAAGGCCCCGGAGGCGGAGACGCCACCUCCCCAUGCCGGCAAGCGCUUGCGUGACAAGAGCCUCUCUGAUGGCGAGGACGCUGAGAAGCCCAAGAAGCCCAAAACGCCCAGCACGUCUCCGCCGGGAUCUCCCUCGGAGGGCGACAGCUCGGACGCCCCCAGCCUUAACGACGACCUCAUCAACGACCUCAAGGACAUCGACCAGGACAACCGCAGCACCUCACCCAGCCUGCCGAGCCCACCCGAGCCCGAGUCCGACUCGGACUGCUCCACCCACAACGCCGAUGCCACUAUCAUGCCCACCAUCUCCUCCACCGUCACGCCGCCAGCCCCCGCCGCUGCGAAUGGCCCCAACCAGGGCGGCUGCCUCAUGGCCCCCAUCAGCGGCCUCAUGCCCGGCAGCCCGGCCACAAACGGUGGACUCGGCUCCAACACCGCCAUACCUCCCGGCGGCACCUCAACCUCCAUCAGCAGUAGCCUCCUGUCUGGUGGUGGCGGUGGCAGCGGCGGCAGCGGCGGCGGAGGUGGCGGUAGUGGUAGCAGUGGUGGCAGCGGUGGCAGCGCCGGUCUGAACAUGCCGACCUUGAUGGGAGGUCUGGGAUCCAGCCUGAGCCAGGUGGCCAUAAGCAGCGGUGGCGGCGGCGCAGCCGGGGGGGGGCCUCCGCUCGCGGUGGCGAACGUGGGGCCAUGCGGACCGCCGUCCGCUGCUGCCGCUGCGGCGGCGGCAGCAGCGGUGGCGCAGAUGAACGUGGCCCCCAUGGGCAGCUGCGCGGUGGCGCAGGCGUUUCACUCGGUGGUGUCUGGUGGCAGUGUAAGCUCCAUGCAGCAAUCGGUGUCCGUCGUGGGCGGCGGUGGCGCGGGCGGCGCGGCGAGCAUGAGCGUGGUGUCGGCGUCGUCCUCGUCCUCCUCUUCGGGGUCAUCCCUCUCCUCGUCGCUGUCGCUGCAUACCCAGGCCAUCGGCGGUGUCUAUGGCGGUGGAGGCGUCGGCGGCGUCAGCGGUGUCGGCAGCGGCCUUAUGAUGUCCCAGACGUUUUCGUCGUCAAUGUCGUCGUCGUCCUCGUCGUCGUCGCUCCAUCUGCCGCACCUGAGCCAGCAGCACCACCAGCACCAGCACCACCACCACCACCAGCAUCAGCACCAGCACCACCAGUUGCACCAGCUACAGCAGCAACACCACCAGCGCGGCCCGCACCAACACCACCACCAACAGCAGCAGCAGCAUCACCACGCCUCUGCGCACUUCGGUGGGCAUCACCAUCACCACCAGCACCAGCAGCACCAUGUGGAGCAGGCCAGGGUCCACGCACCAUCGCCGCCUCUGGCUGGAGUGAUGCCAGCUCAGCUUCUGCCACUGCCUCCUUCUUCGGCGGCGUCUGUCUUUGGCUCAUCCAAAAUAAAUCUGGCCGCAAUGGGGCAAGGCUCGGCCUACGACAAGCCGGGUGGCGGCAUGUCGAUAUGUGCUGGUGGCGGCGGCGGCAGCGGAGUGGGGGGGCCCCCAAAUUUGAUGGCGCCACACUUGAGUGGCGGUGGAGGCGGUGGCGGCGGCGGUGGCGGUGGUGCGAUGCACAAGCACCCGAUGAGCGUGCACUCGCAGGGCCAGGCACCGCCUGUGCCUCCACCGCCACAGGGAGGGCACGGUGCCCCGAUGCAGGGCCUCCCGUCUUGCCUGCCGGCAAACAUGCAACAACAACAGCAGCAGCAGAACCUGCCCUCAAACAUGGCUGCCAACUCGGGCGUUCCGAUUCCCCCGCCCACGACUCCCAUCCCACCUCUGCCACCAAAGCAAUCGAACUCAAGUGGUCAGUCGGGUGGAGCUUGCGGCGGUGGUGGCGGCGGAGGCGGCGGCGGUGGCGGCGGCGCCCUCGCGGGCCACUUUGGGGGGCAGCUGCCCCCACCCAACCUGAACUUGCCGCCGCCGCCAGCCCUGAAGCCGCUGUCGGCUCUUGCGCAGGGAGGCGGCGGCGGCGUCGGCGGCGGGGGGCCGACGCAGGGCAUGGGCCCGGGUCAGGGUUUACCUCAGCUGCCGCCCCCACUGCAGAUGCAGGCACACCCGCCACCGGCGCUCACGCAGGGCGGUGCCGCGGGCCAGCAGGGCGGCCCUGCCACGCUGGGCGAGUCCCUCGCUUCGGCCUACCCGGGCCCACUCGGCGGCGGCGGCGGGGGAUCCAUGAUGGGGCCAGCGCACCCGCCCGCCCUCACCCAGUCCGGCCCGCACUCGCUGGGCGACCCUCAGGCUUUGGCUUACGGCGGGAAGCCACAGGGCGGGAGCGGAGGUGGUUCCGGCAGCGGCGGCGGAGGAGCAGGUGGGAUCCCGCCGUUCCUGGCCGCCAAUCCCGGGCUGAUGUCGAAUGUGGGCGGGAUGGGCGCCGUGUCAUCGGCCUCGAUGAUGGGGUCGGCGGGGGCGGCCGCCCUGUCCCUCACGGCGUCGGUGGCGUCCGUCUCGUCGUCGUCGCUUAGCUGCGCCCCGGCGAACCUGUCCGCAUCAUCUCUGCCGCCACCGUCCGCGACGGCUUCGUCCUCUUCCUCAUCGGCGCCGUCCGCCCUCCCUUCGGCCGUCCCGCCCGGAUUCGGCACGGUGAAGGAGGAGGGAGGGGGAUCGGUAUCGGCUACGGGGGCAGUGGGGGCGGCAGUUGCCAUGGCGGCGGAGGAGUCGCCGGGAUCCCCCGGAAGUCCCCCGCCUCCCGUGCGACGUACCCCCUCCCCAGAGCCCAUCGUUGUGGACACGCCGAGCCACGUCAGCGCCAGCGCACGUUUCACCAAGCACCUGGACCGCGGCUACAACUCGUGUGCGCGCACUGACCUGUGCUUCGAGCCCCUUGCGGGCUCCAAGCUCGCCAAGAAGCGCGAGGACGGCGCAGAGCGUCUGCGGCGCGAGCGGGAGGAGAGGGAACGCGACGGACGCGAGAGGGAGGCGCGCGAGCGCGACCGCUCGUCCUUGGGCUCUGGUCUGGACGGCCCCCCAUCCGGCGGACCACCCCCCCCGGGCCCCCCGCCGGGUCCGCCGGGCCCCCCUCCACACCACCUACGCGGGACCCCCUACGACGCUCCACAGUCGGCUGCGGCCGUGGCGGCCGUCCACCCGUACCUGGGCCCCGACACGCCAGCGCUGCGCACGCUCAGCGAGUAUGCGCGCCCACACGUGCUCUCCCCCACCUCUGGCAGCGCCCUCGUGCGCUCAGGGGUGGCGGGGGUGGCGGCCGCGGCAGCUGCGGCUGCGGCCGCCGCCGCAGCCGGGCAUGGUCCCCCGCACCACCACCAGGCAGCGCACCACCAUCCGCACCACCACCCGCACCACCACCCACACCACCACCACCAUCCAUUCUUCGCCAUCCCCAGCAGCGACGUGGCCACCAUCUUCUACCACCCGCACAAUAUGGCGGCGGCGGCACACAUGUACUCGCAGCAACAGCAGCAGCAGAUCAGCCAGCAGAUCAGCCAGCAGAUCAGCCAGCAGCAGGCGCAGCAGCAGGCCCAGCAGCAGGCGCAGCAGCAGGCGGCCUCCGUGCAGCAGCAGCAGCAGCAGCAGUCGAGCGAGCGGGACCUGCGAGAGAUGCGUUUCAAGCCGGGCUACGAGAUGAAGCCACCAGAGAUGGACGGCGCAGGCGGCGGGGGCUCUGCGCCAGCGGGGCCCAGCACGCAGGGCGGCGCGUCGAUGGCGAGCGCGCUGGCGCUGCACUUCAACCCGGCGGGGUCGCUGGACCCUUUUGCGCUGCAGCGCGCCGGCGCGCACGCCUCGCUCGGCGUGAACCCGCACCACUUCGCCGCGUUCCCCGCGGGGGAGCGCGGGCACGGCCACGGCGGAGGCGGAGGGGGGGGCGGUGGCGCGGGCGGCGCCGGAGGAGGGGGCGGCGGCGGCGGCGGAGGAGGCGGCUCGGGAGGCGGGGGUGCUGCGGAACGGCUGGGCGUGGUGCCGGGCGGCGUUGCUCAAUCGCGGCAGGAGAUGGCGUACGCCGAGAGGCUUCACGCAGAGCGGCUGGCCUCGCUCGCGGCCAACGACCCGAUCGCAGCGGCGCGUCUGCAGAUGUACAACGUGACGCCGCACCACCACCAGCACUCGCACAUCCACUCGCACCUGCAUCUGCACCAGCCGGACUCGAUCCAUCCAGGCUCAGGCGUGCAUCCACUGAUGGAUCCCCUCGUCCCUCACGUUGGACGCUUCCCGUACCCACCAGGGCCCCUCGCCUCGCCCCUCAUGGGGCCGCCACCUCCCACCGGACCCGAGCAUGAGCUCCUUCGGCAUCCGCUCUUCGCCCCCGGCUACCGGGACCUGCCCCCGCUGCCGCCACACAUGUCUGCGGCGCACCAGCUGCAGGCGGUGCAUCAGAGCGCCGAGAUGCAGCGUCUGGCGCUGGAGCAGCAGCAGUGGCUGCAUGCGAGUGCCCACCACGCCCACCACGCCGCCGCCGCGCACCUCGCCAGCGCCCACGACGACUACUACAGCCGACUGAAGAAAGAGAACGAGAAGCCGCUGUGAGAGACCAACUUGCUCCUCUACCCGCCAGCCCCGCCAGCCCCACCAGCACACCCAUCCACCUGCUCGCCCACUCACCACGCCGCUCGUUACCCAGAUAGUGGCUCGUUCACCCAGUCUAGCCUGGUGUAGCCGACGUGGGGCGGUGGCGGCGGCGGUGGGUGGCGGCCGUGGCCAAUCACCGACUCGCCCCUCCCUACACCGUCGCCUGGUGCCGUAGACAGCACCGCGGUCGCUGCCCGGGUCGCGUGAGAAGGCACGCCACUUACCCGAUUGAUGCUGGCCUGUAGCGUCCUCGCGCACGUGUCUUUGUAUGUGUGCUGUACACGAGAGUCUUAACCCUUGUCAACCCUGGUCCUUCGCGUGCCGUCGGUCUCUCCGUCCGUUUGCCUGUCUGGGAAUUGAGAUUUACGCGGUGACUUGCCGAUGUUUUUUUAAGCCUUUUUUUGUGGGGAGUUGGAGGGAGGAGAGUGUCCGUCUGUUGCAGAGGUUCUCUAAAAAGAACGGUGCCGGUGGGAGGAGAGAGUGGAGGGGAGAGCACCAGAAAGGUGCAGAAAUAAAUGAGUCUGGAACAUAAGUGUGGGGAGCGGGAGUAGUCAUAAUAGAGAGCAAAUGUACAAAUAAAUAGUGAAGGGGAAACAGUACGAGUGGCACUGUUGUAGAGAGUCUGACUCAAAACCUUGCCCUCUUCAAGUUCAAUCCCUGUCUCGACCAAUCGUCGCCAUCAUCAUUGUUCCAGGGACAACACCAUGAGCGCCACGUGGUGAGAAGUCGACAUCGGGGUGUUCCUUGGAUGGACUGACACCUGCCACAUGAAUGUGGAUUUUUUCCACUGACCUCCAGCAGAGAAGCGUUAACCCAUUCACGCUUGAGCAUAGAGAGGCACUAACUUGCGACCACCGGUUGACUUCCAGGGGCAGCCCGCACUUUGCUCGCAGUGCAUUAACAACAUGCGAUUCAUAGCCAGAGGCUGGCUCUGCGAGUGCCCGCUCUCUCUGUGUCCACUGUGAUCCUGCUUGGCGUUCGUGCGUGACCCUGUGCGCCUGGCUGUGUACGUGUGUAAAUACCAUAAACGUGUGUGUGUGUUAAUGCUCGUGUAACUCUGGCGUGCGUUUGUGUGCUCCUGCACUAGCGUGCUUAUUUCUUCCACCGCCCAUUCCUCGUCUUGCUAUUUUCAGUCCUCUCAUCUCAAAGAAUCGCAGCGCAUUAAACAAAAUAGAAAACUUCGGGCCCUACGGGCGUUCAUCUCCUCGGCCCUGCAGAGAGCUUAAGGGUCUCCGGGCUUCAAUUGUAACCUAUGAAGGCUAAACUAAGGUACUUAAAUACAAUAGUAAAGUAUAAGCUACUGUAAGUAAGAAAUGAACAACAUUCAAGAUUUUUUUGUUUGUAUUUCAAAAGCAAACAUAAUUUUACACAAUCUCUUUAUAGGCCACAAUAUCUGUGCAUUUUCCAUCUGUGUCCAGAUACGAAGCCUUCUGAGCCAGAAUCUUGAUGGCUUCGUUGGAUCCAACGCGCGAGGUUGCCACGCAAUAUUGCGCGUGAUUAAAUAUGCCAGAAGGGAGGAAAAUUCCAAUUUUCUGCAGUGUUUGUCCUAGGCUCUUAUCGGCAGUGACUCCGAAAAGCAGGAUAAAUUGGAAUUUGUUUUUGUCAUCGAGAAUGGAAUUGUGUUUUCAACAGGAGCCAGUGGAAUCCGAGGGCUUCUUCUUGUUGUGAAGUCCACAUCCAACCAAGGCUUCAAUUAUGUGAUUGUUCCUUGUCCAGAUGUAGCGUGUUCCAUUGCUUGAAUCGAAAUUCCAAAGGAGUAUCAUGCAGAAGCCAACCUUCAGUUUGAGCACGUGAUGUUGAGCCAGUUGAUGAAUUCAUUGUCGACUGUAUCGGAACUUUUGUAGACUCUUCACCAGGAAAACAGUUAAUUGUCAUUUCAUUGAUCAAAUCAACAGUUUGUAGAUAAUUUUGCCAUGGUUUGCAAGGCAUGUGGUAUCACUGAAGUAAAUUUUCAGGCCAUAAAAAAGACAAAAUCACAGAGAUAGCGGAGGUUCUCAAAUGGAAGUAGGUAAAUGCCACUCGUUUUGAAGUGUAGAAGCUGCCCGUUAGAAGUCGGGGGAAUUAUCUUUUCGAAGAUUGCCGCAAAAACUCCGACGUCUCCGUAAAAUUCCAAGAUUGUGAGAAAAUUCAGAUAUUGACGUUAAUGUCGAGUUUUCCGCGAAUUGUACGUUCAUCAAACUGAAAGAGAACUAUAGGUGGUGUCCGCGUUUACCACACAAUGCGCCGCUGGAUACCCAGUCGUAAAUGAGAUCAUUUUUCGGACCCCAGGUUGCCAUAGACGCAAUGUUAUGGGGGUUACGUCUCUGAGCACGGGCUAGAAACCGAUUUUUUUCGCAAAAAAGUCCAGAAAUAUGUGAUUUAGUUAAAUAUAUAUGAAGUUUUAACCAUUCUUAAUGCUAUAACAUGUGAGAAAGCAGUCCCUUAGUGCUAUAAAUUGAUAGGCCAAGAGUGCUAAGUGUACAGUGCAGUACUGAACAUUAAAUGUUUACUGAAAUUUACGUAAAUUUUUAUGAAUAUUUAAAAUAUGUUUUUCUUACCUUCCUUGCUGUGCUUAAGUGACUUGACAUUUUGAAAGAAGAAAAAAACCCUCACCGACUUUAUACUACGUUGCACAGUCGAAAUAUCACCCUUCAAAUGUGCUCAGUCAUGUCGAAAUAUUUGGUCGUAAAUGAAGUUUUGUCUCUGAUAAAUCGUUGAAAUGGUCGCCUUAUACUGUAUACACAUUAUAAAUGUGUAUUGCAUUACAUCCGGUUUUGUAAAUGGGUUGUAAUGUUUCCCAAAUUUUCAAUCGACUAUUUUCCCGACAUUUAAAACUACACAAAAUCAAUACUUAAUUGAAGAAUAUUGUUUCACAAUGUGUUACACGGUUAAAAAAAUGGGCAAAAAAAUAUAUACGGACAGACGGUAACAAACUCAAACUUGCUCCAUUAUAUUGUAUGAUGAUGAUAUGAGGCAGACAGUCGAUUUUAGUGCAGUACAGCAAGGAGUUUUUCAGCCUAACUGCACGUAAGGAUUUUAGGGUUGUUCUUCCCUUUGUAUUAUGCGUGUUGUUACUCGCGGGCCCUCUGGUUUCCUACUGCCUGGAAUAAAAAUUCUAAACAAGGCAUUCACUGGGCGCGCCAAGCACAACCCUCCCUAAAAGGAGUCCUGAGACUCAUUAAAGGUUUUCCUGGGUAAAAAACUUCGAACUCUCGUCAUCGUUAAUAAUUACAGCCCUUUUGUCAGUCCAUGAAUUGAAGCCUUCCCACACACUGCGUCAAUCAUGGGGGGGCUGUUUAACCAUACUUCACCGCACUGGCAAGCGUGGAUUUGUUAAAGGGGCUGCCCGUGGAGGGGCUGGGUGCCGACUGACCAAUUGCCGUGUUGCCUGCCGACCAUCCCUGGUGUUAGCCCUGGCUGGGAAUGAAAUUCAUGUCGGUUGGUAAAACGAAAUUGGCAAGGUCGCACUGCUUAUCUUGGAUACGAUGAUUGUUCAAAUAGGUGGUAAUGUGACCGCGUUGGCAGGAGGUAUGAACACUAAUCCGUGCUCUUGAGCAGAACUCAACGCUGUCCAGCGGAGCCUCGGGGGCCAGAGAGAGGGGGAGAAUGACACUAAAUCAGCACAGUCAACAUAGCUCAGUCCAUGCACACGGGACUAGGCAUGCUGUACAAUUCACACAUGGAGAUAAUAAUGGGUGCGUUUGUGCAUUAAUUUGUUUGCAUACGUGUUCAUUUGUGUUGGUAUGCGAUGAAUGUGUGUACUUUGUGUGUAUUGUGUCGGUGUGCUAGAGUGUAUUUGUGUGUGUACUUGAGUUUGUGCAUGGUAAUGUAUUUGUGUAGGUGGGCACGUGUUCACAUUCUGUACCUGAGUUUGUGUGCGUUGGUGUGUACGUAUAGUGUAUAUGUCUAUUCAGGAUACAUGUGUGUGUAGUUCGUGUUUUCAUUUAUAUGCAAGCAGCUUGUGUUCAUGUGUGUAUAUAAAGCAUCUUACAAAGCAACAUCCGUUGUGUUGAGUACAUCUGGACUCGCCUGCUUGGCCCCUCGCCUCUGCGCUUGCAUGCGCUGCAUUCGCACACGCAUAUUCAUGUUUGCCUGUGAACUUGUCAACACAUUCGUGUGCAACCCUCUACGUUUGCGUAUGCACGUGCGUGGAAGCAAUCGACAUGGCGUGUGUUCUUAAGGCGUGCGCUUGCAGUGGCCAUUAUGAUUCUCCCUCGUUUUCGCAAAGGAACCUCGACUUAAUUCGCACCGGGCCCUCCAUGUAACCGGGACACCCCACGCUGUGUCAUGCUUGGCCACACUGGCCCGGCCUUGUCACUCUGAGCCACGAUGGGCCACGCUGUCACUCAGGGCCACGCGUGUCACUCUGGGCCACGCUGUGUCACUCUAGGUCAUGCUGGGCCACGCUGGGUUACGCUGUGUCACGCUGGGUCACGCUGGGCCACGCUGGGUCACGCUGUGUCACUCUGUGUCACACUAUGUCACUCUAGGCCACGCUGUGUCACGCUGUGCCACUCAGGGUCACGCUGUGUCACGCUGGGCCACGCUGUCACUCAGGGUCACGCUGUGUCACUGGGUCACUCUAGGCCACGCUGUGUCACGCUGGGCCAAGCUGUGUCACUCUAGGCCACGCUGUGUUUCCCCUCCGUGUCGCACUCAUGCAAGUGACCCGUGUUGAGGGUUCGCGUCCCCCACCCAGGUUUGUCGUGGCGGUCGUCCUCACCUCUUCCAUCUCUUUUUUUUAGCUCUCGUUUGCGCGUGUAACUACGUUUUUAAAACCCGACACUCGCACAAAACAUAUAAAUAUACAUUGAAUAAAUAUAUAUUACACAAACUAACUAAAACUUCGUAUACAAAGCCCGGCCGGCACAACUGUACAGCGACGUGAUUUAGCGUUCGUCCAUACUUUGUGCUUCUACAUGCUGUGCUCUUUCGGUUAUCGGUGUCAUGUGACGUCUUGCGGGGGGUGGGGGAGCUUGUGGGGGACCAAGUAAAGGGGUGGGGGUUGUGUAAGCAGAGAGGAUCAAGGGGGACACGCGUGCGUGUGCGCGUGUUUGUGUGUCUUUCCGGGGAGGGAGGAGGGGGAUUGUUGGCACAGCGGGAUUUUACGUAAAUGAUGAGUUUUGAGCCGUGGAGGAGAAGAGCGAUAAAAGAGGCCAAUUUGAAGGAUAUAUAGAGAGAAGCCCAGUACACAGGAGAUAACCAUCAUGAUUUAAUUUAAAUCAUGUGUGUGACUGCAUCUUGUACACAAGUCGGUAGGUGGGAGUGGGAACCCUUGACGAGGAGCUGACAGGGAGCACUGAAACACAGGAUGGGACAAUCGCUGACAAUUGUGGGAAAUUGGGGGGGGGGGGGGGAGACGAGGCCUUCAAAUUGAGAAGAGAUGACCGAGAUAGAGGCAUCUUCAGAUGGAGCAGAGGCGCUUUGAUGGAGGAAAGAGGCUUAAGAGUAGCCUGUGGAAUAGGACGCGCAUCGACCGUCGAUGUGAAAGGAUCAACGAUGGUAGUGGGCGAUGGAACCUCCUGGUUCAGAGAAGCUGCCAAAGAGAAACCCUAGCCUCGGGUUGGGGUCCCUCGACCUGACUCUUACCCCCCCCCCCCCCCACCUAUUUGACACCAUCUCCACCUGUCUCAGAAUCCCAUACAUUGUGGACAAACCGCAUUCAUCACCGCGGAAUCCUAUGGACAUUUACGCGAGUUCGGCCAAAGAAGCCCACGCUGGGAGCCGAACUCACGUCCUCGAGCUUGAGUGCGGCACUUCCAAGUCUGUUGCAGCGGGAUGAUUGUGAGCGCCGUGGGUGGACGCAUUUGACCCCCCCCCCCUCCUUCCCGGCCACUCGGAGGCCGAGUUUGUGGAUUCGUGGGGGGAACGACCGCUCCCGAGAUUCCCGUUGUGGUGCGGGCAGCGAUGAUGAUGACGUGUGUGAGACGUGGUAUUCUUGGCAUCUAGUUGGUGCCUUUAGGAGGCAGUACGACGAGUCGGGUUCCGACCCAUGUGGCUGGUGCCGAAACAAGGGGGCAGUACAAUUCUGUGUUCGGUCUUGGGCAAGAGUAAGGGGCACAGUUGUGUUGUUUGAGUGUGCCGUAUUGUGUGACAUUAGAGUUAUAUGUUGGAUGGGGUCAGGCGAUAAGUAUUAAAUACAGCAAGUGCUGUAUGAGAUGAGAUGUGCUGUCGGUUAUGUAUCAGGUGAGUUGGGGGUGGGGGAUUCUAUAUCGAUGGAAGAUGGAGAUUCUGCAUCACAUGAGUCGAGAUGAUUGUGGUGAGAGGGUGCUGCAUCGGAUGAUUUGAGGAUAAAAUAUCGGAUGAGAUGAGGGUUCUCUGUUGGAGGAGACGGGACCGUUCCAAGUCAGGUUUUCAGUAUUGACGAGAAGAGUUGUGAUCUGGAUUGGUCGCUCGGGCUAUAUAGGUUGUGUAUGGUGUUGUCGACAGAAACAUGAUUUAAGCAGUCACUUCAAUGUGGCUUUAAGACAAAUUCAGCCCAUGCCCCAAUCAGGAAUACGCCAGCAGAUGUUAACAAUCCUGCACAUGUUUGUGUUGUACUUGAUCACACUGUCAAUUGCAUAAAUGUUGAACUCUGAAAAAAAUGUAUGAGCUUCCCAACAAGCCACAUAUUUUGUAUACACCUUUUAAAAGCUCAUCGAGGAAAAGAUACAGUAUUAAUAAUUUGAAAUGGCAAAUGCAUAAACCAGCAGUUACCACCGAUGCUGGCAUUGCGGGUAUUAAUGCAAUAUACCCACGUGGACUACUCGACGAUACUGCAUGCCCCAAAUAGUGCGCCUUCUCCAUUUUGGCCAAGUGAACAAACUGCAUUGGGGACUGUAUUGGGAGUUUUGUAAAAUACCCACCCAUUGGUAAUCACACAAUGCGGAAACGUAACGACGUGUUUUUUGUUGUUCAAUAAAUGUUUUACAAAGGUUCUGUUUACUUGGGUAAAUGGCCAGUAUGACCCUAGCUCUAACCUCUAAUCCUUGGUCUCUUCAGCUCCUAGCGCCGGUUAAUAUUUAAUCAACGGUUGGGUAGAUUGUGACUAUGAACGACAGAUGCCCUGAGCUGCGUCCAGGGUUAUGGUUAGGGUUGGGGUCUUAACAGUGGCCUAGGCUGGCUGAUUGACAAUGCUGUCUGGUGUGAGCCCUCUGUUGGCGUGAAUGGUGGUGUCAGUGGAUUACGCAUGGGAUUGGGGCCACGGUUAAUCAUGAUGAGAUGUGGGAUAUUCACCUGUGGUUUGGUCAAUGUUCAGGUAGUACAGAAAUGUGCCCUCCGCUUGUACAGCAAGUAAGAUUCGACUGUGUAUCGAAGUCUCGGUUGUUCUUUGUACGCACGGUUUUUCUCCAGACACUCAUUAAACCUAAACAAAAAUCACAAUUAGACAAACGCCCAGAACUUGACCCUUGAUUUUAAACGAUGUUAAAGGCUCGAUGAGGAUUUCCUGCUUAACACUUUGCACAUCUAACUAUACCUUUACAAGCACAAUCUGUCUCGAGAAAGCGCCCGUAGCGCGUCCAUCCCCAAGUUAACAAAAAACGCCGUCACGUCCAGUUGUACGGUGAUUGAUAUUCACGUGCAACUAACCCACAUCCAAAGCCGUCAUUACUCGCCACCAACCUGGCAGACCACCAACGUGGCAGCCAUGUGAGCCUGCUGGUGGUCAACAGUAGCUCUUGCCAAUCUUGGAAGUCACUAACCAGAAAAGUUUGGAUGCAAACGCCGUAAGUCAUAUCUGGCGAGCGGAGUUUAAAAAAAUAUAUAGCGUCUCUUCCAUUUGCGCUCGAGCGUGCAAUGAGUGUCAGGUGUCCCACGAUGCCGGAGGGCAGCAAAACACCGCGUCAAACAUGACACAGCGUCUGUUUUGUGAUGUCAGUAUGUGAUGACGUAUUGCCCCAUGGUGUAAUUUCUCGUUCCUGUCGUCGUCGUCGAGCAUUUGAAGAAACGGCAGCGCAUUGUUGCUGGGGAAGGCUGACGAGUGAAGGCUACUGGCCCACCUGAUAAUUAUGAUCCAUCACCUCCCUCCGACGUGGAUCUGAGGUGGCACGUUAGCAUAAAUACAAAUCUAUGCUGCUUUCCGCGUUCAUUUUUCACCGAAGGUAACUUACCCACCAAACCACCUCUCCCGGCCUAAUGAUGUCACGAUUUCACGAUGUUGCACCCUGCGCAAAGGGAUCGCGUGAUGUGUUUAGCAACGCGAGGAAGACUUUUCCACAAACGGAACUCAAAUGUCAUUUGAAUGUGAAUCUCUGAGAUCUAGUCUGGGUGGCACCGCGUUAAAAGUUGUCCAGCAAACCAAUUGAUGGAACCACGUUCUGUGUCGUUGCCCAGUGUGUGUUCACGUCGUCGCGAGCGACGCAUCGUUGUUUGGGGGGUGGGUGAAUUGGGGGAUAGGGUGUUGGGUUUUGUUGAUGGACAGCGUUUGGCAGCGACCACAACUGUUGCACGAGGAGACAACUGUUGUGGUUUUCGUACGGAGCCGCCACCAACCUCGUUUUCCGUGUGCGAGCUGCGUGAGCCGUCACCGCCAGCCGCACUGCGUCUCCUCCAGGCCCCCUCCCCCUUACCCUGCUCGGGGCUCAGUAGGCAAUGUUGAAACGAGGUGUCGGUGCCGCGUGCGGUAGAGUGAGUCGACGGCCUUGCGUCCCGAACCGCCCACGUUGUAGGUGUCUGUAGAGAGGAGGCUCUGUAAUUAAAUUAACGAGAUAUGAGUGAGCGUCGCCAGAAAUUUAAGUGAUGUUGUCUUGAGAAGUACAAUAAAUAAACAUCCUAAGUGAA